AUGCCUGAGCCAGCGAAGUCCGCACCUAAGAAGGGGUCCAAGAAGGCCGUUACUAAAACCGCUGUAAAGGGCGGUAAAAAGCGUAAGAGGUCCAGGAAGGAGAGCUAUGCUAUCUACGUCUACAAGGUCCUGAAGCAGGUUCAUCCUGACACCGGGAUUUCCUCUAAGGCCAUGGGGAUCAUGAACUCUUUCGUCAAUGAUAUUUUCGAGCGUAUCGCCGGUGAGUCCUCUCGUCUCGCUCACUACAACAAGCGCUCCACCAUCACAUCGAGAGAGAUCCAGACCGCCGUGCGUCUGCUGCUGCCCGGUGAACUCGCCAAACACGCCGUGUCUGAGGGAACAAAGGCCGUCACCAAGUACACCAGCUCCAAAUAAAGUUUUCAGCUUUUCAACACCCAAAGGCUCUUUUAAGAGCCACCCACUUUAUCAGAAAAAUGAGCAUC
Molecule: messenger RNA, 443 nt
Organism: Paramisgurnus dabryanus
Lineage: Eukaryota; Metazoa; Chordata; Actinopteri; Cypriniformes; Cobitidae
Product: histone H2B-like
Cellular component (GO): nucleosome
Molecular function (GO): protein heterodimerization activity; DNA binding; structural constituent of chromatin
Source: RefSeq, a predicted model, not a curated record